GGGCCACGUGCUCCGACGCCCCGGGCCGGCGGCGGGGGCUGGGAGGGGAGGAGCCCGCGCCCCGGCCGCGGAGCGGGAUCCGCAGGUGGUGGCGCAGGUGGUGGCCGGGCCUCUAGGUCGCAGUCAGGAGGGAAGGUGGGCCUGGCACCCGGCAGGAGCCCUGCGGUCCGCAACAUCACGGCCAACAAAACGUCCCGAGCCCCUUAUGUGGUCUGGGUCCUCUCUCUGCCAGGAUUUCUCUCAGUUACUAGAUAAUCCUCCUGUGAAUCAAAGAGAUCAGUUAGACAGCCAGUGGUGCUGGAGCCAGGAUGGGAACUGCGGGUUCUGGGGCCCUGCGUUCCUGUGGUCUGCUGGCUGCCCCCGGCUGGGCUGGUCAGUUGGGAGGUGGGCUGGAGUUGUUCCUCCUGCUGGAGAGGAGGGUCCAGGUUCUGACCCUGCACACUCAGGUGUCAGGCCCCAGGUGCUCCUUCAGGGGGGCGGCCAGCAGACUCUCCUGAAGGACUGAGCUUGGCCAGCUAAAUGCUUGAAGUGGCAGGACCUGCCUUCAAGCCCAUAGGCCCUCAGCCUGCCCACUGCCAGCUGUGCACUGGACAUGGAGUCCAGAGUCUGAGUCCGCCCCUUCUCAGCUGGGGCUGCAGGGGGAAGCCGGAGGCCCGUCCAGGAUGGAGUGUGGGGGCUGGGCAGGACUUUAUGGCUGGAUGGACUCACUUUUCUCCGUUGUCUCAGGCUGGUGGACUUUGCUCCAGUGGGCCCUCCCUGCCUCUCCUCACUCUCCAGGCCAGCCACAGGGCUGUGUCACACCUCGAAUAUCUGGGCCUGUUGCCUAAGGGUCCUCAGACUUGGUUCAAUGUGAGGAUUAGCAACUCCUGCUCAGCUUCAGCAAGACUGGCUGUGAGUGGGGGUGGAGGGCUCCUGCAGCAAGCACUAACACGGCCCACUGCAUUCUGGGAGUCUCACUUCUCAGGCACAGACCUUGCCAACAUUCCACUGACCCCCGAGACCCAGCGGGACCAGGAGCGGAGGAUUCGCCGGGAGAUCGCCAACAGCAACGAGCGGAGGCGCAUGCAGAGCAUCAAUGCGGGCUUCCAGUCCCUCAAGACCCUCAUUCCCCACACAGACGGAGAGAAGCUCAGCAAGGCAGCCAUUCUCCAGCAGACAGCCGAGUACAUUUUCUCCUUGGAGCAGGAGAAGACCAGGCUCCUGCAGCAGAACACACAGCUCAAGCGUUUCAUCCAGGAGCUGAGCGGCUCAUCCCCCAAGCGGCGGCGGGCAGAAGACAAGGAUGAGGGCAUCGGUUCCCCCGACAUCUGGGAGGACGAGAAAGCCGAGGACCUGCGCAGGGAGAUGAUUGAACUGCGGCAGCAGCUGGACAAGGAGCGCUCGGUGCGCAUGAUGCUGGAGGAGCAGGUGCGCUCGCUGGAGGCCCACAUGUACCCGGAAAAGCUCAAGGUGAUUGCGCAACAGGUGCAGCUGCAGCAGCAGCAGGAGCAGGUGCGGCUGCUGCACCAGGAGAAGCUGGAGCGGGAGCAGCAGCACCUGCGGACCCAGACGGUAGAAAGUGGAAGACUGAGGACGUGCGUCUUGCAGCUCCUGCCUCCUCCGGCCCCCACCCACCACCCCACGGUGAUCGUGCCUGCGCCAGCCCCACCCCCGCCCCACCACGUCAACGUCGUCACCAUGGGGCCCUCCUCCGUCACCAACUCUGUUUCCACAUCCCGCCAAAAUCUGGACACCAUCGUGCAGGCGAUCCAGCACAUCGAGGGCACCCAGGACAAGCAGGAGCUGGAGGAGGAGCAGCGGCGAGCGGUCAUAAUCAAGCCGCUCCGCAGCUGCCCGGAGCCCCACACCUCCGACACCGCCUCCGACUCGGAGGCUUCAGACAGCGAGGCCAUGGACCAGGGCCGGGAGGAGCCGCUGGGAGACGGCGGGCUUCCCUGACCACCCCCCCCAGCCCUCCUCUCCCUUCUGGGGGCUGGAGGGGGCCGGGGGGCAGCACCAGGGAGACAUGUGGGUGAAUGAGUGAGAAAUUUUUACAAAAUUGACGAUGUCAUUUGGGUCUCUUUUAUGACCUCUUUUUCAAUACUGUAAAUCAACUUUUAAACAAAGCCACCCCAGCCCAGGUCCCGGGGCUGGGGUGACACAGUGUGGGAGCAUCGGGACCCCAGGGCUGGGUGUCAGCCAGGGGGGCUGGAGAAGCUGGGCGCUGAGGUGCCCGGCCUCUCUCUGCCAAAAGAAAGCUUUUUUUUUUUUUUUUUUUUGUCAUUUAAACAUGUUUUUAAGAACAGGGAAAAUCAAACAAAACCCCAAGUAUUUCCUCCCGCCCCAGAGCCAGCCCCAGGACCGGCCGCCUCGACUCUUUCCCUCCUCUGUUUGGUUUUCUUCUUUCUUCUUAAGCACUUACGUGGGUUGGGGUCAGGCGGGGUCAGGGCUUUCUGGGGUCUGGGGGUCUUCUUGCUUCUCGGUUGGGGUUUGCUGCUGCCAUUCUCCCCCUCCCCAUCUCAGCACCGGGACUGCCACUCUCCUCCCCCCACCUCUCCCUCCAGGGUUCCCAUCUUUGACCCCAAAAAUGUCUUUGUCUCUCUCUCUCUCUUUCUCUCUCUCUUGUUUUGUUUGUUGUUGGUUUUAUUUUAGUUUUGGUUUCUGUUUUUUUUUUAUAUAUAAUUUUGAACUCUGUGUCCAAGGAGAAGCUAUUAUAUUUUGUUAACUGGGUGGGGGGGUGGAAAUCCAAGAGGCCAUGGUGCCUUUGUAAAGAAACAAAAUAAAGUUUGUACUUUGUUUUUUAA
Dipodomys spectabilis (banner-tailed kangaroo rat) is the source of this 2783-nucleotide messenger RNA. It is a transcript of the gene Tfap4, whose product is annotated as transcription factor AP-4. Gene Ontology annotation, biological process: regulation of transcription by RNA polymerase II. NCBI's taxonomy places the organism in Eukaryota, Metazoa, Chordata, Mammalia, Rodentia, Heteromyidae. The record is from RefSeq and is a predicted model, not a curated record. The coding region runs from base 520 to 1938 and encodes 472 amino acids. Gene Ontology annotation, cellular component: nucleus. Gene Ontology annotation, molecular function: RNA polymerase II cis-regulatory region sequence-specific DNA binding; protein dimerization activity; DNA-binding transcription factor activity, RNA polymerase II-specific. The transcript is spliced from 9 exons.